AUGGCGAAGCAGUCUGAAAAAAUAAAAAGCCUGCCGAAAUCCAAAGAUACCCAAGAUUCUGAUUUUAUAAUAGCGAAACCGGAGAAAACGAGCAAUAAUGAACUCUGUCUAUUCGCCUGCGAAGUUGUAUUCUUUGAAAAUAUAUGUCAGAGGAAACGGAACCUGCACACUUUAAUUAUAAUUGGGCAAUAUGGUAUCAAAUCAUUGAAUGGAAUUUCGAACCUGAUACAGCUUCGAGAGUUGUGGAUAGUUGAGUGUCUUUUAAAGGAUAUCUCGGAACUCCAAAGUUAUAACAGCAAAUUAGAGAAACUAUAUCUCUACUCCAACAAAAUCGAUCACAUACCAAAUUUGUCAAACUGUCCAGAGUUAAUAUUGUUGAAUCUAUCUGGAAAUAACAUAUCUCAGUUACGGAAUUUGCACAGCAUGCCAAAACUACGUGAAUUUCACUUGGCAAAUAAUAGAAUAAGAAUGAUCGGUGAUGCCUUUCGAGACAAUUCCAGUUUGUCCACUGUAAAUAUGGCUGGAAAUCCUCUCUACCAGUUGACGGUAGUUACAAUAAUUCGAAUUCUCAAGAAUAAAAUGAUGUUCUACAACAUGCUGUGGCACAAAAAUUCAGACCUUUCAACUAAGUCAUUAAAAAAUCACCUCAAGCAGCGUAAUCUCACAACGGCAACUUAG
This is a messenger RNA of Athalia rosae (coleseed sawfly), 678 nucleotides long. RefSeq names its product leucine-rich repeat-containing protein 9-like. The coding region runs from base 1 to 678 and encodes 225 amino acids. NCBI's taxonomy places the organism in Eukaryota, Metazoa, Arthropoda, Insecta, Hymenoptera, Athaliidae. The transcript is spliced from 5 exons. Gene Ontology annotation, molecular function: protein binding. The record is from RefSeq and is a predicted model, not a curated record.